AUGCUCAUUUCUUGUCGGUCCGUCAAAUCUCUCUCAGAUCGCACCACCGUUUCCGGUGCCACGGAUGGAAGUUUGCCAUCGCAAAUGGAUCAGUUUUUGCGGACCUUCUACUCGCACCAUUGUCUAGAAUUUGCUGUGGCUUCUCUGUCCAGUUAUUCAAAACAUAUGCGCAGCAUGGCCCGAAGUGUGAUUGCCGACUAUCGCGAAUUAGCGGAACAGUGGAAGCCACCCCGAACGGUAAAAUCAGCUGAUGGUCAGACAGGCCUUAGUCUCCGGCUGUUUCCAGAGCGUUCAAAAAUUGUUUUCAUUCUGGACACCCUACGGAAUAGUCUAUCUACCGGUGGAGGUGCGACCCUAGCCGGAGCUGGUCGCAAAAAGAAUAUGUUCUCCUCCAAAGCCGAUACAGGUGGCCGUCUGACUCGAGUACAUGCAAACUUCUUCGUCCUCGCGUUGCAAUUGAUCGGCAAACCCGAGAAUCUGAUGUACCGAUCGUUGUGGAACUGUUUGCUUUCAAAACCGGCUAUCGAUCUGAAUCAAGUGCCCGAUUUUCUUCGCUCAUUUUUCUCCACCGAUACACACUUUCGUGCGGAAAGGCACUGGAUCAGUCGACUGUGUGCUUCCAGCUUGGUUGACGGUGCCGACUAUCUGGUACUCGAACGAUCUCGUGUUUUCAAGCACAUGCUCACUGCAUUCUCAUCACCGUCCAGUGAUGCAACAUUUCAGUGCGUUUGUUCAGGUCUAUUCAUGCUCACUGUAUGUGUAUGUACAUUUCAGCUCACCGUUUUGCAACUCAUUCGCUCGGCAACCAAUCAACCGCGUCUGAUGCACGCGCUUAUUCGAUUUCACGCACUUCCCCUGUGGCUUUGGCGCUAUGCUCUCAAACCGUGCCCACACACGCAGAUCGAACUAUUCCGCGAUAUCAUUGCUAAUUUGCUGACCGCCUUGUCCACAAAGGAGACCGAUUCACCCCUGCUAGGUCUUCUGCAAUUGUUGAAAAUCGAAUUCGAGUGA
Molecule: messenger RNA, 1011 nt
Organism: Echinostoma caproni
Lineage: Eukaryota; Metazoa; Platyhelminthes; Trematoda; Plagiorchiida; Echinostomatidae
Source: the annotation of a GenBank genome assembly